Messenger RNA from Lactuca virosa, 1860 nucleotides. The record is from the annotation of a GenBank genome assembly. Lineage: Eukaryota; Viridiplantae; Streptophyta; Magnoliopsida; Asterales; Asteraceae.
UGAAAUGUUAGCCGAUUGUUUAGAAGGUCACACUGCCACAAGCAGCAUCGAUAGAGAGCUCAUCCAGAGCCCCGCAACGAAUGGCUACGGCGGCGUUGUCGCCGGCGACGGUUUCUCUCCGCCUUAAACCUCUAUCCUCCACCGUUCGCUUCUUGUCCUUAUACCACCACCACCAACCAAAACCUAUGAAACUGAAAUACCCAAUUAUGCUCGCUCCCCUUCAUCAACCGCCGCAACCCCGCGUCCACUUCAACUACUUUAACAACUCCACAGCUCACCGUAGAUGCUUUUCUACCGUCGCAUCCGCCACCGUAUCGCCCGGAGAGGUCGUAGAGAAGUCCAAAACCGAAUCUAUCGAGGAACGAGUUGGGGAGUUUCGUAAACGGCUGAGAAUUGUUGAUAUAAAAGGAGGGGAAAGCGAGGGUGUAGAUAGAUUAGGUCAAACGCUAACAGUUAAGGGCUGGGUUAGAACCCUUCGCAUUCAGAGCAGUGUUACAUUCAUUGAGGUGAAUGAUGGUUCAUGUCUAUCAAACAUGCAGUGUGUGAUUGACUCAGAUGCUGAAGGUUAUGAUCAGGUGGAGAGUGGUUUCAUAGCAACUGGUGCCGCAGUUUGUGUACAAGGAGUUGUAGUACCUAGCCAAGGAAAGAAGCAAAAAAUAGAGUUGAAGAUUCACAAACUUGUUACAGUUGGAAAGAGUGAUCCAUCAUUUCCUAUUCAAAAGAAAAAAGUCACAAGAGAAUUUUUAAGAAGCAAGGCGCAUCUUCGCCCUAGGACAAAUACUUUUGGUGCAGUAUCUAGGGUUAGGAAUGCUUUGGCUUAUGCUACACAUAAAUUCUUUCAAGAAAAUGGAUUUGUUUGGAUUGCAAGUCCUAUAAUUACAGCUGCAGAUUGUGAAGGUGCUGGUGAACAAUUUUGUGUAACCACAUUGAUACCAAGCUCGAAAGAAGCUAUUGAUUCUCCAGCCAGUUCCAUCCCAAAGACAGAAAAUGGCUUAAUCGAUUGGUCACAAGAUUUUUUUGGAAAGCCUGCAUUCUUGACAGUUUCUGGUCAACUCAAUGCUGAAACAUAUGCAACUGCUCUUUCUGAUGUGUAUACAUUCGGUCCUACUUUUCGGGCAGAAAAUUCCAACACUUCUAGACAUUUGGCAGAAUUUUGGAUGAUUGAGCCCGAGCUUGCAUUUGCGGACCUGAAUGAUGACAUGGCAUGUGCCACUGCCUAUCUCCAGUAUGUCGUGAAACAUGUUCUUGAAAAUUGCAAAGAAGAUAUGGAUUUCUUCAACAAUUGGAUUGAGAAAGGAAUUAUCGAUCGUCUAAGUGAUGUGGUUGAGAAAAGCUUUGUGAGAUUGACUUACACAGAUGCAGUGGAAUUGCUUUUGAAAUCAAAGAAGAAAUUCGAGUUUCAGGUGAAAUGGGGAUGUGAUUUUGCAAAGUGAGCAUGAACGUUACAUAACCGAAGAGGCUUUCAAUGGAUGCCCUGUUAUUAUCACUGAUUACCCAAAGGAUAUUAAGGCGUUCUACAUGCGCCAAAAUGACGAUGGCAAGACUGUUGCAGCCAUGGAUCUACUUGUCCCACGGGUUGGUGAGCUUAUUGGUGGAAGUCAAAGGGAAGAACGCCUUGAUUAUUUGGAAAAUCGUUUGGAUGAAAUGAAUCUGAAUAAGGAGAGUUUUUGGUGGUAUCUUGAUCUUCGGCGUUAUGGUACAGUUCCACAUGCGGGUUUUGGUUUGGGUUUUGAGAGGCUUGUGCAAUUUGCAACUGGAAUCGACAACAUUCGAGAUACAAUACCUUUCCCUCGAGCCCCUGGCUCAGCUGAAUUUUAAUAUUUAAUUUAAUUUUUUUUACAAUCAAUACUUGUAUCUUAU